GCAAGUCAGACCUUUGCAGAGCCCUUUGUGGCCAAUGGCAAGUGUCCAGCGCGCUGUGAUGUCUCCAAGUGCCCGAGCCCCAGCUGCCCAAGUGGCUACGUCCCUGAUCACUGCAACUGCUGCCUUAUCUGCGCUGCGGGAGAAGGCGAUUCCUGUGGCCGCAAGGAAGACCCACCCUGCGGGGAGAGCCUGGACUGCAAGCACCCCAUGGGCAAGCGUUUUGGCAAAGGGGUUUGCCAGUGCAAGCUCAGCUACCGGGUGUGUGGAAGCGAUGGCAGAACCUACGACAACGUGUGUCAGCUGAAGGUGGUGAGCCGUAAGGCUCUGCAGCAGGGGUUGCCAGCUGUCAUCCAGAUCCAGAAAGGCACCUGUGAAUCGGGUCACCAACAGCCCAACAGCCCAAGAUACAAGUUCAACUUCAUUGCAGAUGUGGUGGAAAAGAUUGCACCCGCAGUCGUACACAUUGAACUUUUCCUGAGACAUCCUCUCUUUGGCCGAAAUGUCCCCUUGUCCAGUGGAUCUGGGUUUAUUAUGUCAGACUCAGGUUUAAUUGUAACCAAUGCCCAUGUGGUGUCAAGCAGCAAUGCUAUAUCAGGGCGACAACAGUUAAAAGUGCAGCUACAGACUGGAGAUUCCUAUGAAGCAACAAUCAAGGACAUUGACAAGAGGUCUGAUAUUGCAACAAUAAGGAUUCAUCCUAAAAAAAAACUACCUGUAUUAUUACUGGGCCACUCUGCAGAUCUGAGGCCUGGGGAGUUUGUUGUGGCUAUUGGGAGCCCUUUUGCCUUGCAGAACACUGUGACAACAGGUAUCGUCAGCACUGCUCAGCGCGAUGGAAAGGAGCUAGGCCUGAGGGACUCGGAUAUGGAUUACAUUCAGACAGAUGCCAUUAUCAAUUAUGGAAACUCAGGAGGACCUCUAGUUAAUUUGGAUGGUGAAGUGAUUGGAAUAAACACUUUGAAGGUUACUGCUGGGAUUUCCUUUGCUAUUCCUUCUGACCGCAUCUCUCAGUUCCUCACAGAAUCACAAGACAAACAAAAUAAAGAUGGGAAAAAACGCUUCAUUGGCAUAAGGAUGCUGACAAUAACACCCAAUCUUGUGGAAGAACUAAAACUCAAUAAUCCUGAUUUUCCUGAUGUCAGCAGUGGAAUUUAUGUACAUGAAGUUGUUCCAAAUUCACCUUCUCAGAGAGGUGGUAUCAAAGAUGGAGACAUCAUUGUCAAAGUAAAUGGACGUCCUUUGAUGACCUCAAGUGACCUGCAAGAGGCUGUGAUGAAUGAGUCACCUCUACUACUUGAAGUUCGAAGGGGAAAUGAUGACCUGCUGUUUAAUAUAGCGCCGGAAGUUGUCAUGUAAAUCAAACUGAGGAAACACACACCAUAACUAAACUCACGUAUUCUGAAACAUCAGAUACCUCUUUUACAGAUGCAGUAAUUACACUUCCUGUUGACUAAUGACAAGGUGGACUAACUUGAUUGCCUGAACCAUAUCCAUACACUGUAGCUCAAUUUAAUUAGGUUACACAAUGAAAACAAAUGUAAUUGUGUUAAAAUAUAUUUUGAGGAUAACAAUAAACAACCCCACAAUUUGGGUAAGUUGGGCACAUUAUUCAUAUCUGUGCAAUAUCCAGGGCCUCAAGCACCAGUACUUUCGGCCUAUCUAUUGUCUGCCUGUGCCACAUAACAGGCCUUUGACUGACAUGCUUUAGUCUAACUUUGGUUGUUGGCUUUAAUGCAUGGAUUCUGUGUCGUGUAGACGGCCUGUGAUGUACAGGAGUUCAGACUAGAAAUCACAGUCUCUCUGGUCUUAAACUCUAUGACUCUUUCUGAGCUGUCAUUAUAGAAAUGGGCUCCAAUCCAAAUCUCUUUAAAUUUAAUGGCAAGGCCAGUUUUAUAAUUUAAAAAUCCAUAAUUCCAUCUGCAGGGAGGAAACCCGGCUAAAAAUGGGAAAUUACCAUUGGAUGAUUAUAAGCAGGACUUUGACACAGCAGAAUUAAGCUACUUUGACCAAAAGCUCAGCUUUUGUUUGUUUGUUUGUUUGUUUGGCCUCUUUGAGUGUGAAAUUAGCCUUGGCCUUAUUUGUUUUCGGAGCUUGUAAAUUACAUGUGAAUGCAGAUGGAGAAAUUUUGUAAAAAUAGUAUGAAAGUGGUAAUAGGUAUAGAGUGUUACACCUAGGUCAUGCAAUUCUGGAAUAUUGUAAGUGAUUCUUAUAGAAUUAAUGCUUAAAUAUAUAAAAAUCGAAACAAUGUGCAGAAAAAAAAUUUAAAGUGCACAGUAUUUUUGCAGGUUUUUUUAAAGUCAUAGUACAAAUUAGUUUUUCAUUAUCCCGGUAUGCUUUGCUAAAAAAUUGAUAUACUACAUAUGCUUGUAUUGUAUAUGUUUCUACUGUAUGGAAAUUGAAGUUUACACAAAUAAAAUUUUGCUUUUCA
Messenger RNA from Pelodiscus sinensis (Chinese soft-shelled turtle), 2428 nucleotides. It is a transcript of the gene HTRA3, whose product is annotated as HtrA serine peptidase 3. Gene Ontology annotation, biological process: proteolysis. Lineage: Eukaryota; Metazoa; Chordata; Testudines; Trionychidae. Gene Ontology annotation, cellular component: extracellular region. The record is from RefSeq and is a predicted model, not a curated record. Gene Ontology annotation, molecular function: serine-type endopeptidase activity; protein binding.